AUAUGAUGGUAUUAAAAUAACAUUUCGCACCUCAACCAAUCACCAAAAUUCACGUACUCUUCAAUCAACCCUUCUUUCCCCAGCUCCCAACUCCACACUUUUGCAACCUCAACUUGAAGCUGUCUUAAACCAACACCUGAAUGAUUCCGAUCAUCAUCUCCGGUCAACGAUGAUGAUCACCGCCAACACUUUAACCUAUUAUCUCUCCCAACACCCAUCAAUCAUCAACUUCCGUUGGAGCCACACCCAAUCAUGGGGCUCCACCUGGUCCUUCCUCUUCAUCUCCAUAACCCUCUAUCUCUUCCUCUCCAUCCUCCUCCACUUCUUCUUAGCCCUCUUCAUCAGGCGUGAUCGUCCCGUUUCUCUGGGUCCAAUCCCGGUUCUCCACAGCCUCUCCAUGUCCUUCAUCUCCGCCACCAUUUUCGCGGGAAUCCUCCUCUCAACCGCCUCCGAAAUACGGGAAACUCGCUGGUUUUGGCGCCGCAGUAAAACGACCCCAUUUCAGUGGCUCCUUUGCUUCCCUCUUGGCACACGCCCGUCCGGGCGGGUCUUCUUUUGGUCUUAUAUUUUCUACCUCUCUCGCUUCAUCCACAUGUGGCGAACUUUCUUCACCAUCCUACGACGUCGUAAACUUGUCUUCUUCCAGCUAUUUUACAAUUCAAUUUUAACCUUCACCUCCUUCCUCUGGCUGGAGUUUUCUCAGUCAUUUCAGGUUUUAGCGAUCCUCUUUACAACGCUGGUAUAUUCAGUUGUUUAUGGAUACAGAUUUUGGACUGGAAUUGGAUUACCAAGCGCCUGUUUUCCCUUCGUCAUAAACUGUCAAAUGGUGCUUUUGGGAUGCAAUUUGGUGUGCCAUAUCGGAGUUCUUCUGUUGCAUUUUAUGAAGAACGGGGGCUGCAAUGGAAUCGGUGCCUGGGUUUUUAACUCUGUCUUGAAUGCUGCCAUUUUGCUACUGUUUUUGAAGUUCUAUGUUCAGAUGCAUUUAGAGAAGAGAAAAUUUGUCAAACCAAAAGGUAAUUAGAAUUGUUUUUACCAUGUAAUUAACAUCAAUAAAACUUUUAUAUACAAUCUGAAAUAAUAGUUCAUGAUUAGAUAA
This is a messenger RNA of Mangifera indica (mango), 1096 nucleotides long. RefSeq names its product elongation of fatty acids protein 3-like. Gene Ontology annotation, molecular function: fatty acid elongase activity. Lineage: Eukaryota; Viridiplantae; Streptophyta; Magnoliopsida; Sapindales; Anacardiaceae. The transcript has a single exon. Bases 170 to 1021 code for a protein of 283 amino acids. Gene Ontology annotation, biological process: fatty acid elongation, monounsaturated fatty acid; fatty acid elongation, saturated fatty acid; fatty acid elongation, polyunsaturated fatty acid. Gene Ontology annotation, cellular component: endoplasmic reticulum membrane. The record is from RefSeq and is a predicted model, not a curated record.